Molecule: messenger RNA, 5239 nt
Organism: Rattus rattus (black rat)
Lineage: Eukaryota; Metazoa; Chordata; Mammalia; Rodentia; Muridae
Gene: Asb7
Product: ankyrin repeat and SOCS box containing 7
Exons: 7
Coding region: 1012-1968 (318 amino acids)
Biological process (GO): intracellular signal transduction
Molecular function (GO): protein binding
Source: RefSeq, a predicted model, not a curated record
GACAGCCAGGGGGUGGGGGCCCCUGGGUGAGGAGAAGGAAGCAACCAACCAACCAAGUCGCCCCCACCCCCUACCCCAACCCCCACCCACCGCGGAUCUGGUUUACGGCUUGGAGCGCAGGCUCCAGUGCGGCAGCUGAUUGGUUGUCGAAGGCUUGGUCCCAUCCCAGUGACCCCAAAGUGCUGGAAGGAGGGGGCGGGGGUGGCCCAGUGCAAAGUGCAUCCCGAAAGCCCCCUGUCGGGACACCCCGCUGCUGACACUUCGGACCUGGUACGAUUGGUGUCUCUCUGUCCCCAGACCUCUUGAGUCCCUCGGUAGCUGAAAGCCUCCGGCCCGGCGCGCAGCAGACCCUUGGUCUGAGCCCCUGGACCGGGACUGCCCCCCCACCCCUCCGAGCCGGCACUUCCUCCCAGCACCCCUUCCCGGAGGCUGCUCCGAGGCCAAGACCGCCACCCCCAGCCUGAUCGACUAUCUGGAUGCUCACCGGGCUGGGGCCGUGAAGCACUGAGGAGGAUCAGGAACACGGUGUCCGGCCCUGCCUGGGGUGUUUCUUCAAUGGAGAAGUUGGUGAAUGUGGAGGAGGCUGAAAGGAGAGAGAGGAGCUGCAGCUGAGGAGACAGGUUUGAGCUGGUUGGAAGACACUCCCGAGCAGAAGGGGUCUGGCCACCCACCAGAGGAGCAAUAAGCAGAGUGCUUUGGACCAGCAUCCCCUCCAAAGGUGAAGAAGACUACUCCCCUGAGGCCGGGGUACACUGGGAACCCUUCCUACCAUGCUGCAUGCACGCCAUGGUUAUUAGACAACCUGUCCACCGAGAGAAGAGACAUUCUUCUAUAAGCCAAGAGACUGAAUUUCAAGGAAGUAAUUAAGUGAAGAAUCAAAAGGAAACUUGCUUAUUAAGAGAACAAAUUAUCAAGAAAUUUCUCAUUUCCCAAUUUUCUCUGAGGAAACAGCUAUUUGAGGCUGCCUCCCGUGACCUAAUGUCUGGUUGGUGAAAAGCAGACUCUGCUAGGAUGUUACACCACCACUGCCGGAGGAACCCUGAGCUCCAGGAAGAACUGCAGAUUCAGGCUGCAGUGGCGGCCGGGGAUGUUCACACAGUACGAAAGAUGUUGGAACAAGGCUAUUCCCCAAAUGGCCGAGAUGCCAAUGGCUGGACCUUGCUCCAUUUCUCUGCAGCAAGAGGAAAGGAGAGGUGUGUUCGAGUGUUUCUGGAACACGGAGCUGAUCCCACGGUUAAGGAUUUAAUCGGAGGCUUCACCGCUCUGCACUACGCAGCCAUGCACGGCCGGGCCCGGAUCGCACGCCUGAUGCUAGAGUCUGAAUACAGGAGUGACAUUAUUAAUGCAAAAAGCAAUGAUGGCUGGACUCCCCUCCAUGUGGCUGCCCACUACGGUAGGGACUCAUUUGUCCGGCUCCUCCUGGAGUUCAAGGCCGAGGUCGACCCGCUCAGUGAUAAAGGAACAACGCCACUUCAGCUUGCUAUCAUCCGAGAGAGGUCGAGCUGUGUGAGAAUCCUUCUGGACCACAGUGCCAACAUCGACAUCCAGAAUGGGUUCCUGCUGCGCUAUGCUGUGAUCAAAAGCAACCAUUCUUACUGCCGCAUGUUUCUUCAGAGAGGAGCAGACACAAACUUGGGGCGCCUAGAAGACGGACAGACUCCUUUGCACUUGUCUGCCCUCCGUGAUGACGUGCUCUGCGCACGGAUGCUGUAUAACUAUGGAGCGGACACGAACACAAGGAACUAUGAAGGUCAGACCCCACUGGCCGUUUCCAUAAGUAUUUCAGGAAGUAGUCGGCCGUGUUUGGAUUUCUUACAAGACGUCACAAGACAGCCCAGAACCCUGCAGGACCUGUGCCGAAUUAAAAUUCGACAGUGUAUAGGCCUUCAAAACCUGAAGCUGCUUGAUGAACUACCAAUUGCCAAGGUCAUGAAAGACUACUUAAAACACAAAUUUGAUGAUAUCUGAUAUAUCCGGACUGUGAGCGAGAGUAAGAGUUAUUCCAGACACUUAAAAGGCCUCGGGCCUCGCACAGAGUAUAUCCUAUGCAAUUUCUGAUUUGUGCUCAAGUCAGAAAGCAGGUAUACACUUUUAGGUUUUUGUUUGUUUGGAUUUCAUUUUGGGGAGGGAUCUUUAUAUAUAUAUGUGUGUGUGCACAUGUGUGUGUGUGUGCAUGUGUGUGUGUGUAUGUGUGUGUGCACAUACACACGCACACACACCUCAUGCUUGAAGGUCUUAAUUUGGUUUCUUGGUCCAAGUCGAUGAGGUCUAAGCCUUUCUAUACAAUGCUGCAUUUAGAAAACUUUUCUCCUAAAUGCACAACAUAGACAGGCUUGAAGCAGAGAAUUUUCCCUUUCGAUGCUCUGGUUUCACUGCAAACAAGGUACUAGGAACCAGUAGACAGAACACCUCUUAAAGUUUGGAGGUCUCAGGCUCACCUCUGGUGAUCCUGGGUGACCUGGAAAAUUCUCUGUGAAGAAACUAGCAGUGAUGCUGUCGCCUCAUUCAUUUUUAAUGAGUACAGAUGAGCUGUUUAAAAAUCCUUUUCCCUUCUAAUUAAUGUAGCUUUCUGAUGAAAAAGCAAACCCAGUACCUCUGCUUCCUUUGCUGUGCGCUUAUUUGUAAAUUAUUUUUUUAACAACUGUAAGACACUACCCUGAGACAUUGUGUUUCAACCUCUCUCCCCCUCUCCUUCCUCCCCCCCCUUUCCCUUAUUGAAUUGUGCUUUUAAAAAAAAUCAAUGGGAAAAGAAAUUAACUUUUUAAAGCCAGUGUAUUGUUUUUUGGUUUUGUUUUUUAUUUUGUUUUUUAAAAAAAAAAUGGUGCCUCUUGUGCAACUCUCUCGGUGUAGUCUCUGGAUGGUUUUGCUCUUCCCAUUCCUCAGCUGUCUUCUCAUGCCCCUCAGAGCCGUAACCACCAUCUCCAUCCCACAGCGGGCCACCAGUGUCACCACCUCCAUCCCACAGCAGGCCACCAGUGUCACCUCAGUUUCCAUUUUAAGCUUGGUGUUUUAUUUCACCCUAAGGAACAAAUUUCAUAUCUUGGUAAUAAGUGUUCUCUAGAAAUAGCCCACAUUCUUGCUAAGCCAUUCUAUUUUAAUGAUUAAAUAAUUUGGGGUGGUUUCAUGGUGGAUUUUUUCGCCUUUCUAGUAAUAUGUAUACGUAUAUAUUUUAAGGGGAAAGUCUCUAAUGGGCACCCUUUUAUAAGACUGGCAAAUUGCUGAUAUGCUAAUGAGAUAUUUCCUGUCUAUUUUGAAGGUGAGUACAGUAAAGCUCUUCAAGACAAAUAUUUUACUUUCUGGGUUGAUUGGCCAAGUAUGUGCAAGAAAGACCCAGAUGCAGUAAAAUGUUAGUAGCAAGGGGGAAGGUCCCGUAGGCAGUAGGCACCAGGGAUGUUCCUGUGGACCCAUGCUCACUGCUUCAUUUGACAUUAUGUUAGUUUGAGGAGAGCCUUUUUAAGUCCCCCACGCCAUUCUUAGUGCUGUGACAAAUUUUUUAAAUAUUUAUAAACUGUUAAUAAAUUUGCUAUCAAAAGGUUGCAAGAUAAGGGCUUCUCCUUUCUUGUCGGAAUUGCUAGUUUGAGGGCAUAGAGUGUAAAGUCUUAGUGUAAUUAAGCAGAAUUAGGUUUCUCCAAGUUCAGGCCAGCAAUGCUCUGCACUCAUGCCCAGAGUUUUCCUCUUAGCCACAGAGUAACUGUGACAUCAGAGCAUAGGAUCUGCAUGUGCCUCAGUGGCACAAGGAUUCCUGAAAGUCGGCAGGAUGAUUCAGGGACUCGCUGAUGUGGCCCAUAGCCUCCUUCAGCAGGGAGUGUGUGGGACCCAGAGGAUAGGGACGGGUGUUGUGACCCUGUCUGAAAGGUUAUCUCCAUGGAGAUUUCCCUUCUAAGACAGCUACAGAGCUGUGUUCUCAUUCUUUAUUCAGGGCUCAGGUCAAGGCUGGAGACUCACUAACAGCCUUAGGGACACAGAAUGACCAGAAAUUACUUGAGUGUAACUUCUGUUAGAACCCCAGCCCAGCAUGGGAAGUGGUGGGAGGGAGCCUGGAGUCUGGACUCUGAGCUGCCAUGUUAGUGUCCAAUUGCACAGGACCCGGACAUGUAAAUUAAUGUAUUUAGUAAGUUAAAAAUGACAUUCACUUUCCAGCUAGUCAGAGGGUUCUGAACUAAGCCACUGAAAUUGAAUCAGGGAAUCCCAAGUAAAAAGAUCAUAUUAAGGCAAAUUCUUUGUGCUGUUUGCUGCUGUGACUUCAAAAAAAAAAAAAAAAAAAUCCUGAGUGCUCUUCCUGGAAUUGAAAAUUCUAUUUAAUGAAGAAGUGUAUAAUUCCAUUAUUUAUUGUUUGUGGUUUGAUUUAUCUGGAAGCUUAAGAGAAUGUCCUUUGUUUGUCACUAGAACCCCAGUCAUGUACUGUAUCUGACGGUAACUGAAGUGCGUGCAGUUGCUAUUGUGGUUGUGAUGAGCAUGCGGGUCUGCACUUGGAUUUGGUUAUCCGAGGAGCAGUCUGUGGCCGCGAGGAGAGAAAACAGCUCUUUCAAAAGCUCAGCCUGUUGGCCUUUCCAGAAUCUUGACUCAAAAUUCACCACUGGUUCUUUUGCGCUUGUUUUGAAAUUUAUUAUUUAGCCUAUUACUAAAACUUUAUAAAAUGCAUUUGGCAAAUACACCAAAGAAACCAGCUCAUAAAAUAUGAUCAUUAAUGAACUGCAAACCUCAUCUUUUGAAAACAAGGGUGUUUCUUUGUAAAUAUUUGUGUUUAUAAAUGUACAGCAGAGUUAAGAGUGUUUUUUUAGAUUAUUUAAUUCCCAUAUUUCUAAACUAUUUACUACAGAAUAACCCUGCUCAUUAGUUUGGAUGACUUGAUUGUUUGGUUUUGUUUUGUUUUUAAUUCAUUAUCAGUCAUGCUUGGACCGACGUUUCUGCUGGAGAAGUCAGCAUUCCGGCAGUGGCAGGAGUCACUUCUGGAGCAUGGGGGAGGCUAGCAUGACCUGUCAGACUCCCCCCUCGUAAGACACCAGAAAAGCGUAGCUUAAUCACCAGAGUGGACCAUGCGAAAGAGUUUCUAACUUCCCCCUGAAUCACCCAUUAGCCCAGGAUGGGGUUGGGACAAGACCAUUUGCCCACAAAUUUAGCUUCCAUGUAACUCCCAGUGUGUUGUAUCAUAAUAUAUUCUGUUCUUUCUUUGUAAUGUAAGUUUUGCUUUGGGUCGAUUUGAAUUAAAAAAAAAAUCUUAAAUCUGGUUUAAAAAAAA